Acanthoscelides obtectus is the source of this 990-nucleotide messenger RNA. The record is from the annotation of a GenBank genome assembly. Lineage: Eukaryota; Metazoa; Arthropoda; Insecta; Coleoptera; Chrysomelidae.
AUGCAACCUUCAACCGACGGUAAACGAACCCAAGUGCAAGUAUCAAAAACUAAAGUGUGGCAAACACUGCGUGAAGAGGGGCUGUAUCCGUUUCACGUACAACGUGUACAAGCCCUUCAACCUGACGAUUUUCCAGCAAGAGUGCGGUUUUGUGAGUGGUUGUUGCAUCAACAUGACAAUAAUCCGGACUUUUUGAAAUACAUAUUGGUGACAGACGAAUCUACGUUCACGCGUAAUGGGGUGAAUAACUUUCGCAACACUCAUGUUUGGUCAGUAGAAAAUCCGCACGCUGUCCGUCGGGCACAUUUUCAACAAACAUUUUCGGUGAAUGUUUGGGCUGGCAUGGUGAACGGUAUGCUCAUUGGACCAUUUAUUCUCCCAAAUCGAUUGGACGGGAUGCAAUACCUAGACUUUUUACGCAACAUUUUGCCUUCCUUGUUAGAAGAUGUGCCAUUAAGUUGGUGCAGACAACGUAUUGUCUUUAGUGACGAGUCUCGAUAUUAUUUAGGCAUGCACGAUGGUCGUGCCAGGGUUAGAAGGCGACGUGGUGAAAGGAGGAAUCCACAGUUUUUUGUUGUAAGACAUGUUUAUCACACUGGUGGAGUUAUGGUUUGGGGUGUUAUAGCUUAUGGUUCCAGACCCCAUCUUUUACCCUAUCUUGACACCCUGGCAGAUCCAACUUUCCAACAAGAUAAUGCCCGACCACAUGUUGCAAGAGUCACAAUAGACUUCUUUCAACAUAAUGAUGUCACAUUGUUACCAUGGCCACCAAGAUCUCCCGACUUAUUCCCAAUUGAGCACGUGUGGGAUAUGAUGGGUAGGAGAUUGCUCAAUUUGCAACGUCCUCCUCAGACUCUAGAAGCACUUCGAGAGGAAUUGGUGGUUGCCUGGAAUAAGAUACCACAGGAGGACAUUUACCACCUGAUCAGAAGCAUGCCUAGGCGCGUUGGAGAAUGCGUAGCACAUCAGGGUGCAUCCACACAUUAUUAA